UUGGUUGUUACCUGCGCUAGUCACACCCCCACACCCCAUACACCCUUCGUGUAUUAGGAAUGCGCAGGGGCAUGGGCGCUCACUGCGAUCCUCAGUCGACAUUGAGACGCGAAGCGAGUAACAUGAAUUCGUACAGAAAAUAUAGUCUGCAGAAUUGGAGAACAGAGGCCCGUAUGCCUGCCGAGCUGGAGGAGGACCCCGUCCUCCACAAAUAUUGGCGGAAGAGGCACAUUCUCUUCCACAGAUUCGACGAAGGGAUCAAGUUGGACCGCGAGAGCUGGUUCAGCGUAACCCCGGAGAGUGUGGCAGCGCACAUCGCUCAAAAAUAUAAAUACGACGUUGUCAUAGACGCAUUCUGCGGUGCUGGCGGCAACACUAUACAGUUUGCGAAGACCUGUAAUCGGGGUAGGUGACACUUCUCUUCCAUACCUACUGGUUUCCACCAGAAACUAGUAGUUGUUUAAGUGUUAUUUUUGUCAUUGUGUUGUUAUCUAAUGAUUGAU
Messenger RNA from Spodoptera litura, 503 nucleotides. Its product is annotated as trimethylguanosine synthase-like. NCBI's taxonomy places the organism in Eukaryota, Metazoa, Arthropoda, Insecta, Lepidoptera, Noctuidae. Gene Ontology annotation, biological process: 7-methylguanosine cap hypermethylation. The record is from RefSeq and is a predicted model, not a curated record. Gene Ontology annotation, molecular function: RNA cap trimethylguanosine synthase activity. Gene Ontology annotation, cellular component: nucleus.